UUUUUUUUUUUUUAUGCCAGAGGCCGGCCUGGUUCCGUCCUUGACCUCUUACAGUCAGGUCUUGGCUCAACCACCACCUUCUGGGUGAUACCUUCCAAGUUCACCCUCUGCAAAAUCACAACCCUUGCCCACCACUCUCUGUCCUCCUCAUCUUGCUCAAUUUUUCUCCAUAGCAUUUGUUACCCUCUGACUUCUAGUAUAUUUUACCUUAUCUGUCUCUUCUCUACUAGAGCGUAAGCCCCAGGAGAUCAGCAAUUUUGGUUAAUUUUUUUAAAAAAACUGCUGUACAUUCCUCUCAAAAGCUGUCUGACAUAUAGUAGGCGCUCACUAAAUCUUUGUUGAGUAACUGAGUUUCUGUAUGUUGAUGUUUUGGUGGAUGCCGGUGCAUGGUUUGGGCCACGUAGAAUCUGGGGUACUUAAGCACCCCCGGGGGGAGAGGUCAGGCACUUGGGUCCGAAGCUGAUGAUGGCUGAAGCUGUGGGAGCAGGUGACCAGCCCAGAAGAACUUGGACCCAUCUCUGAAAACCUGCUUGUAUGUUCAUCUUUUUUUUUAAAUAUUGAUUUAUUGGGGCGCCUGGGUGGCGCAGUCGGUUAAGCAUCCGACUUCAGCCAGGUCACGAUCUCGCGGUCCGUGAGUUCGAGCCCCGCGUCGGGCUCUGGGCUGAUGGCUCAGAGCCUGGAGCCUGUUUCCGAUUCUGUGUCUCCCUCUCUCUCUGCCCCUCCCCCGUUCAUGCUCUGUCUCUCUCUGUCCCAAAAAUAAAUAAACGUUGAAAAAAAAAUUAAAAAAAAAAUAAAAAAAUAAUAAAAAAAUAAAUAUUGAUUUAUUUUUGAGAGAGAGAGCGCGCGCACACAAGCAGGGGAGGGACAUUGAGAGGGCGACAGAGGAUCGGAAGUGGGCUCUAACAGCAGACACCCCAAUUCGGGGCUUGAACUCACAAACCGGGAGAUGGUGACCUGAGCCACCCAGCCGCCGCCCCUCCCUGUAUGUUCAUCUUGGUGGGUGACCCCUCCACCUGCGUGGUCACCAGACAGGGACCUGGGGUCAUCCGGAACGCCUCACCUGCACAUGUCACCCCUCAAACAAGCUCUAGGUUUGCUGUGUAAGCCUCUCCCCGAUCUACCACUCCUGUCUGCACCGAGCACAGCACCCGCUCCUCCGGCCGCCGUCCCCCACCCAGCCCCGGGCGCCUUCGUGGUUCUCCACCUUGUGGUUUAGAUGUGUCUUUCUAAAACCCAAAUUCGACCUUCUCUUUGGGUCUUAACAUCUUUCGGUGGGCCCCCCGCUGCCCCUGGGGCCAAGUCCCAGCUGCCACCAGGCCUUCCGUGCAGGUAGGUGGGUGGCCUCCCUCUCUCAACUCUUCUCUCGUUGCUCUGCCUAUAGGGCCCCAGGCUCAGCACCUCCUUACACCAGCGGGCCUCUCUGCUCAGGACCCAGAAGAAGCGACUCCUCUGGCAGUGGGGACCGGGGGUGCGGGGGGGGGGGGGGGUUGGAGGCUUUCCUGCUAACCGCGCCGCGUCCUCUGGCCACCCCCGGACCUCACUGCGCGCACGCUCACUGUUGCCACCGUUUGGCGGCCUGUCACCCACGUGGCCAGGGGCUCCUGGAAGACGUACUGUCGUAGCAAGGUGUCUGUGUGGAUGACCGCAGCGUCACGGCGAGCAGCCGCGGAGGCAGCCCCCCGGGGAGGUGGAAAGGGAGCCGGGGGGCCAGUCCUAGAAGCCAAAGAAGGAGUGUGGAGGGUGUUCCGCUGCGUCAGCGAGGCCCGAACCGCCCUCGGGAGGAGGAGCCUGGGGUCCAGCGCCGCGCCAGCCGCCCUGGCUUCCCACCCGGGGACACCGCGCGCUCUGCGCCCGCAGACCCGGCGGGGAUCGCCGGGCUAGGUCUGGGCCGGCGGCCCUCCCCAGGCGGGCCUCCUCUGGUGUCGAGCGGCGGGGCGGAGCGGGCGGGGACGCCGGCCACGCCAGCGAGCUCCCCGGCGCACGGCUCGCGGCCCCGCAGGAGAGCCGGCUUCCUUUGUGCGCACGCGCGCCGCCCGGGCCGGGAGGGGCGGGGCCAGGACGGGUCGAGGGGCGGGGUCGGGGCCCGGGCCCGCCUCCCCGAGCUCCUGCGAGCCGCCGAGCGCUGGGCACGCCAGCUCUUCUAGGGGCUUCAGUCAGAGGCGCCGCCCAAGAGACCCUGGGCCCGCGCCGCGCGCGGCCGCCUCUCCGCGUUUGCCUGUCCGUCUUUGUGUCUGUCUCUGUGUCUGUCUGGCUGUGUCCGAACUUGCCACCACCUCCAAAACUAAGCCUCCCGGACACUGACACCGGCGAACUCUCGCCCCUUUCCCAUGGCAGGCUACUUGCCCCCCAAGGGCCACGCCCCUUCACCCCCUCCUCCCUACCCUGUGACGGCUGGGUACCCGGAGCCGGCGCUGCACCCCGGGCCCGGGCAGGCACCAGUGCCCCCCCACAUGCCUGCCCCUGCGCCCGGCUUCUCUCUUUUCCCUUCGCCCGGCCCCGGGGCCCCAGGGCCUGCUGCCCCGUUCUUGCCACUGCCCGGGGUGCCUUCCGGCCUCGAAUUCCUGGUGCAGAUUGAUCAGAUCUUGAUUCACCAGAAGGCCGAGCGAGUGGAAACGCUCCUGGGCUGGGAGACAUGUAACCGGUAUGAACUGCGCUCGGGGGCCGGACAGCCCCUGGGGCAGGCGGCCGAAGAGAGCCACUGCUGCGCGCGCCUGUGCUGUGGCGCCCGCCGGCCCCUGCGUGUCCGCGUGGUGGACCCCAGUGAUCGAGAGGUGCUGCGUCUGCUCCGCCCCCUGCACUGUGGCUGCAGCUGCUGCCCGUGUGGCCUCCAGGAGAUGGAAGUACAGGCCCCUCCCGGCACCACCAUUGGCCACGUGCUACAGACCUGGCAUCCCUUCAUCCCCAAGUUGUCCAUCCAGGAUGCCGAUCGCCGGACCCUCCUGCGCGUGGUGGGGCCCUGCUGGACCUGUGGCUGUGGCACAGACACCAACUUUGAGGUGAAGACUCCGGAUGAAUCACGCAGCGUGGGCCGGAUCAGCAAGCAGUGGGGGGGGCUGCUCCAAGAAGCCCUCACCGACGCAGAUGACUUUGGCCUGCAGUUCCCGCUGGAUCUGGACGUGAGGGUGAAGGCCGUGCUGCUGGGAGCCACGUUCCUCAUCGACUACAUGUUCUUCGAGAAGCGAGGAGGCGCUGGGCCCUCUGCCGUCACCAGUUAGAGGCCACCUCAGGGCGAGGAGACCAUCACCUCAACCAGAAGCCAGGAUGGCCACCUGUCAGAGGCGGCCGCUUUCCGCGACGUUUGCCGCAGGGGACAGACGGGGAUGCCCGAGAGUCUAGGGGCCGCGGCGCCCUACCCCUGCCCCGAUCCCCUGGCCUCCUUCGCCUUGGCCCCUGGGGAAGGGUAUGUAUGAGAACCCUUCUCCCUGGCACCGCUGUCUCUCCGAUCCCUUGGCACACAGGCAUAUCAGCUUUACCCUCCCUUCCCCCGGCCCCCUUCCGGGGCCUGUGCUCCAGAUCCGGCCUUGGGAAUCCAGGGCCCUCGGGCUUUCUGGCAGGAGCUGGGGUGGGCAAGGGUUUGCAGCACCAAAGAUGGCAGGCGUGACCGCUCUCGCCCCGCAUCAGCUUGGCCAAUCGGUUCAACCUCAGACCGUGGCGCUCUGAGGGGAUCCCCGCCUCCCUCCGGCCCUGCCCACAGCCGGUGCUUCGUGCAGCUUCCUCCGGAGCCUUAGGCACCCCAUCCUGCCCUUUGCCUUAGGAAGGAGGCUGUAUCUUUGUAUGUUAUAUUCAUAUAAACUUUGUAACUUUUUGGA
This is a messenger RNA of Leopardus geoffroyi (Geoffroy's cat), 3809 nucleotides long. RefSeq names its product phospholipid scramblase 3 (gene PLSCR3). The record is from RefSeq and is a predicted model, not a curated record. Bases 2328 to 3215 code for a protein of 295 amino acids. Lineage: Eukaryota; Metazoa; Chordata; Mammalia; Carnivora; Felidae. Gene Ontology annotation, biological process: plasma membrane phospholipid scrambling. Gene Ontology annotation, molecular function: phospholipid scramblase activity. The transcript is spliced from 8 exons. Gene Ontology annotation, cellular component: plasma membrane.